AUGCUGAAGGAGAAACGACCGGUGAAGCCGGUCAGGCAGAUGACGUUAGACACACCGAUAAAGCCUGAUCAUGCACGAUUUGUUUGUAUCGGAUGCACUCACGGAGUAAAAUUUGACCCGGCUAGUGUUCCUCCUGGUGAUGUUCUCCUAGUCGCAGGAGAUUUCACCAACUGUGGCUUGCCGAGUGAAGUACAUUCGUUCAAUAAAAAACUCGGACGUCUUAAACACGCGUACAAAGUUGUUAUUGCUGGAAAUCACGAGUGCACAUUUGAUGAUGAAUUUUUACGAUCAAAACGUGAGGUUGGAGCAAAAGAAUUGGCAUUGAAGCAGGCUCUACAAGCUUCUCUGUCCUCGGUAAAAAUUUCUUCUUCAAAGCAACCUCGACUUGAUAACUGGGCAUUCAAUCUGACGAGAGGUCAGGCUCUGCUCGAGAAAUGGAACCAAAUUCCAGCCGCUGUUGAUGUGUUGCUAACUCACACCCCGCCUCUAGGUCACGGCGAUAAGAUGCGAGACGGACGACGUUUGGGCUGUGUGGAAUUGCUGAAUUCUGUUUGCAAGAGGAUCAAGCCGAAGUACCACGUUUUCUCACAUGUUCAUGAGGGCUAUGGCUGCACUUCUGACGGCUAUACUAAAUUCAUAAAUUGUUGUAUAUGUGACGAAAAUUUAAUCGCUACGAAUAGUCCGAUUAUUUUCGACAUCCCAGUACAUCAGCAAACAAAGCAGUUCUACUUGCAAAACGUGAAGAAGAUCAUGAAGCGAUACAAUCGACCCGAGAAGAAAUGA
Messenger RNA from Angiostrongylus costaricensis, 783 nucleotides. NCBI's taxonomy places the organism in Eukaryota, Metazoa, Nematoda, Chromadorea, Rhabditida, Metastrongylidae. The record is from the annotation of a GenBank genome assembly.